Nothobranchius furzeri (turquoise killifish) is the source of this 4785-nucleotide messenger RNA. RefSeq names its product versican b (gene vcanb). Gene Ontology annotation, biological process: central nervous system development; glial cell differentiation; cell adhesion. Lineage: Eukaryota; Metazoa; Chordata; Actinopteri; Cyprinodontiformes; Nothobranchiidae. Gene Ontology annotation, cellular component: perineuronal net; synapse. Gene Ontology annotation, molecular function: hyaluronic acid binding; calcium ion binding. The record is from RefSeq and is a predicted model, not a curated record.
AUUUCCCUCAAUUUUUACCUCCCCCAUUUCUCCUCUACUGUAUAUCACACUUUCACCUCCUCCCUCCCUCCCCAUCUGCCUGGGCUGGGCGUUGUACCAUCGGUCAUUUGGGCUCCUCCUCUUCCUAAUGCCUGGAUAAUAGUGGGUGCAAAGAGAACUUGAACUUGCAGCCAGCUCUGAGAGGUGAAGGAAGACAUCUGUUCCAGAGGAGCAGCAUUCACUCUAGUUUGGGACCUUCAGGAUCUUCGCUUGUAAAAGUUUUAAGUGAUAAAGCUGCCAUCAGCCAAGUGGAUUUGUGACACUUCAGCCUUUGCGGGAUCUCAUGGAGAUGAUUGGACCCGCCCUCAUGCACCUGCUGGUCUUCCUGGGUCUGUCUUCAGCUCGCCCUCAGCCAGCUUCCCCACACAUUCCAGGAAGGAUUAAGAAGGUCUCACAGGUAUCAGGCUUUCUAGGCGAGACGGUGCUAUUGCCAUGUGACUUCUCCACAAUGCUAAUAUCUCCCAGAAGCCUGGAACACAUUUCCACACAUACUCCAACAACCGUACCCCCCAGUCAGAGAGAAAAUGCCAGGAUCCAGUGGGUGAAAGUGGAAGAGUCACAGGAUGAGUUGCUGGAGACGGGGGUGGUUGUGGCGUUUGAAGGGAACAUGAAGGUGGCUUCGGAGUUCCAGGACAGGGUGUCGGUAUCCAAAGAUCCGCUGGCGGCGGGUGAUGCCUCUUUGAUGAUCACGGGGCUCAGGGCAAGUGACAGCGGCCUUUAUCGCUGUAAGGUGAUGUAUGGGAUGGAGGACGCUCAGAGCACCGUCAGCCUCAGAGUCUCCGGAGUGGUGUUCCACUACAGAGCCAGCAGCAGCCGUUACACUCUGAACUUUACUGAGGCCAAGGAUGCAUGCAGCUCUGUGGACGCCAUCAUGGCUUCACCCAACCAGCUGACCGCUGCUUAUGAGGAUGGUUAUGACCAAUGUGAUGCAGGCUGGCUGUCUGACAGAACAGUCAGAUAUCCGAUUGCUCUUCCUCGCCCGGGCUGCGCGGGUGAUCUGUUGCAACAGCCAGGUGUGAGAACGUAUGGCGUCCGUAACCCUGCAGAGAAGUAUGACGUCUACUGCUUCGUAGAUAAAGUGCACGGUGAGAUCUUCUACCCUCUCUCCAUCAGUGAAAAGCUCACCUGGCAGCAGGCAAAAGAAAAAUGUGAGACGUAUGGUGCUGCUCUGGCUUCUCCUGGUCAGCUGUUUGCAGCCUGGAGGGAGGGGCUGAACCGCUGCGACUAUGGCUGGUUGUCUGACGGUAGUGUCCGGUACCCUAUCAACGUCCCCCUGCCUCAGUGUGGAGGUGGAACACUGGGGGUUCGUACGCUCUACAAGUAUGAAAACCAAACCGGCUUCCCUGACCCCACAGACAAGCAUGGAGCUUACUGCUUCAGAGAGAUACUACCAGACCCAACCACAGCUAGCGCUCACACUGGUCCAUACCCUGCCAGAGCUGAACUUCAGACCAGAACACCAGAUCUGGGCCGUUUUUCACAAACAGAGAGCCCACAUGUGGACCUCAACUCCCCCCUUGUUACAACACUGGCUACGUCCACCAUCACCUUUCAUGACUACGAUGUUAAGGAAGAUACGCGUCUGGUAGAGGCUCUGCCGAAGUGGGACACGCUCAGUCCUAUAUGGCUCCCAGCUUUAUUUGUCCCCCCAACACAGCCAGAAUACCUGGACAUCUCCCAGCACGGGGAGAAGGAAAGUCAGGUAGCAACAGGCCGGAUUGAGAGCAGUGCUAGUGGGGAUGGAGGCAGUGAGGAUGUUAGCUCCAAAGGGACUUUGGGAGAUGAAGUAACCCCAAAAACCAAACUGACUCCAGAAAUCACCACAAGGAUGGAAACCUCAUCAGCAGAAGCAGCUCUGAAUCCUGCACUUCAUCCAGCAAUCACCACAACAGAACAGGACCUGGGGUCCGUCCCCACAGAGGCAGGACAACAAGCAGCACUGGUUUUUAAAGACGAGGACACUCCUGAGGCCAUGAUAAAGUUAGACCUAGGGAACCCUCUGGUCCUUUCUCUUGGAGAAGACUCACCAGCCAAACCUCCCCUUCAACUCAUCAUCGUCAAUGCUCCAAAAGCAAAUGAGUCAGUGGACCUUGUCCUGGGACUCCUGGGCCUUCCUCUCAACGUCUCCGACUCGUUGACCUCCCUAACCGGCGACCUCACACAUGUAGACAGUGAAGCUGACUCGAGCAGCGGAGAGGUUGAACUCGUUCAACCGUUUCCCAUCAACCUGCCAACAGCAAUCAGCUUUGUCAACGGAAACCACGAGGUGACGUUGGAGCCAAAACAUCCAGAGGAGGUUCGAGGAGAUCAGUUUGAGACGGCCACACAUGUCCAAGUGCAGGAGGAGGACAGUCAGGAGACAAACCUGGGUGUGAUUCCCUCAGAGGACAGUGUCCCACACAUUCCUUCAGAGGAGACCAGUGAGGAUGUGCUCACGGACUCAAAUGGACUCAAAACUGUCACUACACAUCCACCAGUGGUCUCAUCGGUGAAAUCUACCACAUCAUCAGACUCCAUCCUUGUUGGUGUCCCUCCGUUAUUUCCUGGUGAGUUUUUCUCCUACGAGGACAUGAACUCAGAGGGGUCUGCAGGCCACCUGACAGACGACGAGGCUGGUGCUUCUCAGGAGGGUUCUGCAGAUGGAGCUCUUCAAACCUUAACUUCUGACAGUGUGCUGAGUCCUAGGACUGAUGAGACAGAAGUGGGAGGAACAGAGUCUUCCACUUUCAUCCCAGACUCAACGUCACAUGAAACCACCACACAGGGUCAGGUGGGGGACUUUGAGGGGUCUGCUUCAGGAGAAGAUGAGGCCUCAGGGCAGGACAUUUACCCACCAGGGAAGACCCGAUUCACCAGCACGCCACCACCCAUCUACUCCACCACUCACACUCAGCAGCCUCCAUCUGUUCAGGAAACCAGAGUCACAGAGGAAGCUGUAGAGGGACAAUCUGCUGAUAGAAUGACGGAGACAGGCUCAGGUGUGGAGCAGCCGUCUAGAGAAGAGGAGGCUUCUGUUCUAGCUGAGCCAUCUGCAGACGACAGCAUCUCUGAUGCCUCAGCAGCUGGGACCACAUCAGGAACACAAGACACAGCCUCAGAGACCAGUACACACAGACCCUUCACACACCUCAGCAUUGCUGCAUCAAACCAGAGGACCAGGAUGUCCACCACCUCUUCAGACCACCUCACUGAGGCGUCCAGCACAAGCUCCACUCAGAGAGCAAGUCUGACCACGCUCUCCACCAUGUCACCCUUUUAUACCUUUGACCACAACAACCACUCUGUCCCUAAGUGGGCUCUGACCCCUGACCCUGCUGCCACACCUCUGCCGGAUGAGAAUGUUAUGGACUAUGAUGGAAUAAGCAGGCCGUAUCUACCGGAGUCUCCCCCGAAGACCCCUCUAGAGGCCGGGGUCAGGGAGGAGCCUGAAACCAGCACAGACAUGACUUCUGUGAACGUCAAAGAUCUACUGCCCUGCUCCAUCAGUGAGUGUCAGAACGGAGGCUCCUGCUACAGGACAGGAUCCCAAAGCAUCUGCAUUUGUGCACCUGGAUACACCGGGCCUCAGUGUGAAACAGAUGUCGACGAGUGUCACUCCAACCCAUGUCUGAACGGAGCCACUUGUCAGGACGGGGUCAACUCCUUCACCUGCCUCUGCCUGCCCAGUUACUCAGGAAAGCUGUGUGAACAAGACACAGCUGUGUGUGGAUUCGGCUGGCACAAGUUUCAGUCUCAUUGCUACAAAUACUUCACCCACCGUCGGACGUGGGACGCUGCUGAGAGGGAGUGUCGUCUCCACGGAGCCCACCUGGUCAGCAUCCUGACCCAUGAGGAGCAGAUGUUUGUUAACCGUCUGGGCAGCGACUACCAGUGGAUCGGUCUGAAUGACAGGGUGUUCGAGAGGGACUUUAGGUGGACGGACGGCAGCCAGAUGCAAUAUGACCACUGGAGGCCAAAUCAGCCGGACAGCUUCUUCCAGUCUGGAGAGGACUGUGUGGUGAUGAUCUGGCAUGAAGGAGGACAGUGGAACGAUGUCCCCUGCAACUAUCACCUGACCUUCACCUGCAAAAAGGGAACAGUUUCCUGUAACCAACCCCCGGUGGUGAAACACGCUGAUGUGUUUGGAGCCAAGAAGCCUCGCUAUGAGAUCGGCAGCCUGGUGCGCUAUCACUGUAAAUGGGGCUUCAUACAGAAGCACACCCCCACCAUACACUGCCAGCCCAACGGCCACUGGGAGAUACCCAGAAUCACCUGCAUACGCCCUGCAACCUAUCACAAGUCUGUGGUUCUUCGACGCCUGAGCGACACGAUGGAGCCACAAAGCAGGCAGCUCAUCCAACACACCGAGAGUCAACACAAACACAACCCAGAGCAGAAACUGAGCAACAGCCACCUGCAGAGUGUCUGGAACCCUGCUGAGAAUCAAUUGAGGCAAAUCUUCCAGAAGAAGUGGAAAUCACAGGUCCACACACAAAACCAGGAUCAGACGGGACACUGAAGACAGUUUUUAUGAUAAGUCAGAGUAGCGAUGAGAGCCAGUCCUUGCAGGCUGGCCUGGAUGGUCCAGAGGCAUCGACAGACUCCACCAGGGAUGUUACAUGUCUCAACAAUCAUUAACCAAACACUCCAGGAAGUUAACUAGUAUCACUAGUUAAUGUUUAGGGUCUUUUUAAAGUGAUUGCAUCAUAUUUUUAAAUGUCUGGGUCACUAAUAAACCUGCUUGUUUCUGCUUUAAAACUUCUAAAA